Morone saxatilis (striped sea-bass) is the source of this 834-nucleotide messenger RNA. It is a transcript of the gene srp54, whose product is annotated as signal recognition particle 54. Gene Ontology annotation, molecular function: endoplasmic reticulum signal sequence receptor activity; GTP binding; 7S RNA binding. NCBI's taxonomy places the organism in Eukaryota, Metazoa, Chordata, Actinopteri, Moronidae. Gene Ontology annotation, biological process: SRP-dependent cotranslational protein targeting to membrane; SRP-dependent cotranslational protein targeting to membrane, translocation. The record is from RefSeq and is a predicted model, not a curated record. Bases 1 to 834 code for a protein of 277 amino acids. The transcript has 8 exons. Gene Ontology annotation, cellular component: cytosol; signal recognition particle, endoplasmic reticulum targeting.
AUGGAGGAAGUGAGUGGCUUCCUGUUGUGGCUCACCUGUCAGCUGACCUGCUGGCUUACUGAGUGUGCUCAGUCGGGGUUUUCCAUCAACACACAGAUUUUGGUGCCAACACACGGAUCCGUUCAGACCGUCAUCAUGGUGUUAGCCGACCUGGGGAGGAAGAUCACCUCUGCGCUGAGGUCACUCAGCAACGCCACCAUCAUCAAUGAGGAGGUGCUCAACGCCAUGUUGAAGGAGGUGUGUGCUGCUCUGCUGGAGGCCGACGUCAACAUCAAACUGGUCAAACAGCUGAGAGAGAACGUCAAGUCUGCCAUAGAUCUGGAGGAAAUGGCUUCAGGUCUGAACAAGAGGAGGAUGAUCCAACACGCCGUCUUCAAGGAGCUCGUCAAGCUGGUGGACCCCGGUGUGAAGGCCUGGACCCCCACCAAAGGAAAGAACAACGUCAUCAUGUUUGUUGGUCUGCAGGGUAGCGGGAAAACUACAACCUGCUCCAAGCUGGCCUAUUAUUACCAGAGGAAAGGUUGGAAGACCUGCCUGAUCUGUGCUGACACUUUCAGAGCUGCUGAUCUGGAGGGUCAGAACAAGCUGGGUCGUCACCCAACGGCAACAGAGGAGGACUGUCACAUUAACAACUUCAGUGAGGAGGGUCGUUACCACAGCAACGAAGUGGAGCAAGGAAGGAUUUGUCACCAUGCGAACGACGGGAAACAAAGGUUGAAAACCGUCAGUAAAGGCAGUAAAGGCAGUAAAGAACAGUGGACAAGCUGCAAUAAAGACAGUAGAAGUGGGCAUAAAGACAGUAGAAAGGAAAGUAAAGACAGUGGAGGGGAGUAA